AUGUUGAAAAGAUUAUUUCAAUAUAAAUCUAUAUGUCGUUUUCAUCAUUGUACAGCUACAGCUAUAUCACUUGAUAAUCGUUCUUUAAUUAAAGUUCAUGGUGAUGAUACAUCGAAAUUUUUACAAGGUCUUAUUACAAAUGAUAUUGAAUUUUUAAAAAAUACAAAUGCUAUUUAUAGUAUGUUACUUAAUGCUCGUGGAAGAAUUCUUUAUGAUAUGAUUAUUUAUAAUCCUCAUUUAAAUAAAUCAUCAUAUUUAAUUGAAAUAUCUCAAAAUGCUGUUCCAGAUUUUAUACGUCUUUUACGUACAUAUAAACUUCGUAAACAAAUUAAUAUAGAAGAUGUUACACAAACACAUCGUAUUUGGUCAAUAUUUUCAUCUAAAAAUGAAUCUUUAUUAAAUAAAGAUGAUUUUCGUGAUUGUUUAAAUUUUAAAACACGACAAGGUCUUAUUAUUGGUCAAUCAGAUCCUCGACAUCCUAGUCUUGGUAUACGUCUUAUAACUGAACAUCAAACUCAAAUAAAUGAUCUUGCAGAUUUUUGUAAUAUAUCAAAUGAUAUAUUAAUUUAUAAACAAUGGUUAUAUCAAAAUGGUAUUGCUGAAGGUAUUGAAGAUAUUCCACCUGGUGAAUGUAUUCCACUUGAAUAUAAUAUUGUUUUUCUAAAUGGUGUAUCAUUUAGUAAAGGUUGUUAUAUAGGACAAGAACUUGUUGCACGUACACAUCAUACAGGUGUUAUACGAAAACGUUUAAUGCCUGUUCAAAUUGAUAAUUUUAAAGAAUUAUCAAAAAGUUUUAAUCAUAAUGCAAAUAAUUUAACAAUUAUUAAUGAAAAAACAAAACGACGUGCUGGAAAAUUAUGUACAUCAAUAAAACAAUAUGGUAUAGCAUUAAUACGUUUAAAUGAAUGGAAAUAUAAUUUACGUAUUCAAAAUGCUGAUGUACCUAUUAUACCUUCGAUACCUAAUUGGUGGCCUCCACUUGAUGAAGCAACAAAACUUGAAAUGCAAAGUGAUAGUAUUUAG
This is a messenger RNA of Rotaria sp. Silwood2, 1023 nucleotides long. NCBI's taxonomy places the organism in Eukaryota, Metazoa, Rotifera, Eurotatoria, Philodinida, Philodinidae. The record is from the annotation of a GenBank genome assembly.